Parnassius apollo (apollo) is the source of this 2724-nucleotide messenger RNA. NCBI's taxonomy places the organism in Eukaryota, Metazoa, Arthropoda, Insecta, Lepidoptera, Papilionidae. The record is from the annotation of a GenBank genome assembly.
AUGUCAAGAGAUAUGGUUGUACUUGCUCCAAACGGAAGAAGAGUAAAAGUCCAUUGUACAGCUGAUACCAGUAUUUUACAGGUUUUAGAAGAUGUUUGUGCCAAGCAAGGAUUUCAGCCGGAAGAUUAUGAUUUGAAACAUCACAACAAGGUUCUGGAUUUAACAACCACUAUAAGGUUUUGUAAUUUGCCAAAUAAAGCAAUGCUGGAAAUGGUAGAAGCUGAAAAGAGAAGAGUGGAAUCUAAUGUCACUAUUGCAUUAUUGUUAGAUAAUGGUGAAAGAAGAACAGGAACUUUUCCUCCAAGCACAUCAUUGUAUGAUAUAAUUAUAACUUUGGCACCUACGGAGUUGUCAUCUUUGGAACAUCCUACUAUUAUGUACAUGAGACAGGAAGUAACCGGUGUAUCCACACUGAAAGAUAAGUCAUUAAGACAGCUAGGACUGAUAACAGGCAGAGCAAUAUUGAGAUUAUUGAAUAAAACAGAAUCUGUACAAGCAAAUGUAUCAAGAGUUUAUGGUCGGUCUCAAGUUGAAGAAAGUCUCAACAAAUCAGGCGACAAUACUUCAUCAGUUGAUGCAAAAAAAUCGCUUCAAUGCGAAGAAUCAUCGACCCCAGGUCCUUCUGGUGUUUUUAAGAAAGACAAUAAGACGACUUUUAAUCCCCUCGAAAUUAUUGUUAAAAGUGAAAAAGCUACAGACAACAAAAAUGAAGACCUGGAUAGUGAAGAAAACAAAGCCGUUGAUAUGAAAAUGGAAGUAGACACAUCCGAAGUAGAUAUACCUCAAACGUCUGCCACUAUCACAACUCCAACUCCUGUAACAUGUCAGAUUUCACAAGAGAAAUUGGAACGACGAUUAAAAAUAGAAGAGGAAGUAAUAUUUGUAAUGCGAACCGCCAGCCGAGCGCGAGGUGCUGCUCGACCACCUAAUAGCCCCUCGCAUCCAUCAUCCCCACCAGCAGGCUUGGUGGCGGCAUGGUCUUCGCGGGCCCAGCAAUCGGCACCCGCCACUGGUGGAAUACGCCGCAUGCGUUGGACAAUCUCAAUGAAUAGCAACGCAUUGCGGGCGUAUUAUAGGGCGAUAGGGGGAGAAAUUGGAGGUUUUGCGUAUCGGGCAAGGAUGCAUCGACUUUUUGCUGAGCUGGAGCCAUCUGUAACCGUCACCGAGCAAAACCUGGCAGACCGAGUUCGGUAUAUCUUGCGCUCAAAUAUAUUUGAUGACGCCGAACUCGAACGGCUACGGCGUGAGGCUGUUCCCUCAUCAAAUGAAAAUGCUACGGCUGAGGAUGCGGUGCCGCAAGUUGCAGAACAACCCGCACACGUGGAUACUGCCGUGAAUACCCCAUUGGUGGCUGAUUCAAAUGAUGAUGGAACAUUCGCCCAGGAACUAGAAAUAGAGCAAAUGAGGAGUACAUUGGAAGAGGCGAUUAUGGAAACGCGCAGUACGCCUCCCGAAAAUCGACCGCGACUUUCACAAGCGGAAUCGGGCUGUCGUGAGGGCUCUGAACCCAAUGCUGGUGACCUAUUUGGACGCCAGCCGGGACCUUUGCGAUACGGACUCAAUUCUUUUGGCGCCGCGCUGGCAGUCUUCCGUAUCAUAGGCGCCAAGGUUUCCACUGCUGUAUGCGCUACUGGCCAAAGUAGCGCUAUCCCAGCAUGGAGAAAAAUAAUUGAGGAGCGUAUCGCAAAGGCUAGAGCUCUCAUCGGCAGAUUGAUAUGCUUCAAAUCAGGCAAUAACGGGCCAAGAAUUGUGCGCACCGUCAGGAUGGCAUUUGCUGGGACAAAUGUUAGUUUGUCCCAGCCGGAUAUAAUGCAAAAACUGACGGAGCGCAUAGAUGAUCUGAAGCAGAGAAUCGCUGCUUGGGGAAAACGGAUUCGGCGAUAUACCGAGAGGACUCGGUUCAACCAGAAUCGUCUCUUCCAGAGUGAUCAAAAGAGGUUCUAUGAAUCAUUGGAGCUACCAAUGGCAAGUGGAAAGGGCCCAGCACCGAAUCAGGCCGACACUGUAACAUUCUGGCGCGGCCUGUGGUCAGAGCUCGUAAACCACAGCGAGGGCUCUUGGACGGAAGUUGUGGCGAGUGCCCAAAAAGCGAUAGCUUUUAUGCAACCAGAUGAGAUGGAAGAUGAAUUACAAGACCUCCCCGAUGACUUUUAUGAUCUAACGAUAGAAGAAGUGCGGAAGAUGUACCAUGAACUGCAACAGCGCCGUAUAGAAUUAGAGAAUACGCCUUUAAUGAUUUCUACGCAAAGAAGUGAUAUUGAAAAACAGAUCGCUGAACAGAAACAAAACACCUAUAAAAAUGUUGUGGUUCGAAUACAGUUCCCAGACCAUAUGAUUCUACAGGGUAUUUUCUCUCCAUUGAAAACUAUUGAAGAUGUUAUGAAUUUCAUUAAAGAAUAUCUACAAAACCCUGAUAAACCAUUUGUUAUAUUUACAACACCACUUAAAGAACCCUUAGAUCCAAAAAUGACUUUACUUGAAGCAAAAUUCGUUCCCUGUGUACAUAUGCACUUUAAAUGGGCAGAAGAAAAAAGUGGCGGGCCGUACCUAAAAGAAGAAAUUUAUUUAAAGAAAACUUCAAGUGAUGCUGCAAGUAUUUUAGCCUCAAAGUACCGGGCGCCAACUAGAAGAAUCAUGAACGAAACAUCGAAUCAAUCGGAAAAGCCGACCAGUCAAUCUUCAACCUCGAAGCAGGCCAAGGUUCCCAAAUGGUUUAAAAAAUGA